AUGGGUCUUGCAGAUCUUGGUGCCAUCAAUGGAUUGGCUAACAAUAAUGCAUUGCGUGCUAUUAAUAUCAAUCAGUUUAGAGGUGGAGCUCUUCAAAUAAGAAAUACUGUUCCAGCCAAUAAUAAUGCAAUCGCCAUAUCAUUAGUGCUGACACAUACUGUUUUCAAUGAAGACUGGUUGAUAUCUAGUGAACAACCAACAGAUCUAAUCCCAAAUGCUCCCAAUGCUAAUACAGGAGGUAAUACUAUAGCUCCAGGAAUUCGCAUCAGACAG
This is a messenger RNA of Acaulospora morrowiae, 273 nucleotides long. Lineage: Eukaryota; Fungi; Glomeromycota; Glomeromycetes; Diversisporales; Acaulosporaceae. The record is from the annotation of a GenBank genome assembly.